Molecule: messenger RNA, 1308 nt
Organism: Micromonas commoda
Lineage: Eukaryota; Viridiplantae; Chlorophyta; Mamiellophyceae; Mamiellales; Mamiellaceae
Exons: 2
Coding region: 1-1308 (435 amino acids)
Biological process (GO): cytoplasmic stress granule assembly
Cellular component (GO): cytoplasmic stress granule
Molecular function (GO): RNA binding
Source: RefSeq, a predicted model, not a curated record
AUGAGCGAUCGUCUCGCGUUUCUCUGCAAGGUCCUUCGCGGCUACGCGGUCGAGGUCACGCUCACCAAGGAUACGUUCCAGGUGGUGCUCAAGAUGGCCGAGCUCAAGGUGACGACGAAGGGCGAACGCGCCGCCCGCGCCAAGCCCGUCGCGUCCAUGUCGUUGCGACUCUCCGACUUGGUCGCGAUUAAAGCGUGCGACGUGGGCAUGUCCGACCUCGCCGUCGGCCCGUCCCGCACCGCCGGCGACUUGUUCACCGACGCGGGCAUCUCCCGCGGCGAGAGGUUCGAGCGCGAGCUCGUCGCCUGGGCGCCGACCGGGGAUGAUCACGGGUUGUCGGACGCCGGCGGGCUCCUCGAAGAUCCCGCCAUGCGCUCCAACAAGAACGGCAAGGGCGGCUGGGGCGGGUCCGGCCAAUCCGGAGCCGGCGGCUGGGACCAGUUCGCCGCGAACAAGUCCAAGUUCAACGUCGACACCACCUUCGACGAGAACCUCUACACCACGUCCAUCGACAAGAACGCCGUGGGCAUCUCCGAGGCUGAGGCGGACCGCAUCGCUCGGGAGAUCAUGUCGCAGGGCUCCACCAACGUUCACGUCCAGGAAGAACGCGGCUUACGGGUCACCGCCGACUACGACGAGGAGGACCGAUACGGCGCCGUCAUCGGCACCGGCGCCGCGGCCGGAGGUGCCCACAGCGCCAAGCCGGCCGUUCCCAAGGCGCCCGCCUGGGGCGGAAGCGGCGCGGGCGUCACCGCAAUCACCGGGAAGGCGGCGCCGCCCCCCAAGCCCCACUCGCCGCCGCCGCCGCCAAAGGCGAAGGAUACCGACGAGAAGAAGCCCGCCACCGCGGACGGCGAGAAGCCCAAGAGCACGCUGAACCCCAACGCCAAGGCGUUCACGCUGAGCGCCAAGGCUGCGGAGUUCAAGCCGUCGUUCCUGACGAAGAAACCCGCGGCGCCGGCGGCGCCCGCGAUCCCCCCCGCACCGGGUGCCUAUCCCAUCGGGAUGCCCGGCAUGAUGCCCGGCAUGAUGCCCCAGUACCCGAUGGGCAUGCCGGGCAUCCCCCCGAACAUGAUGCCCCACAUGCCCGCGUACGGCGCUCCCCAGUACCGCGGCGCUCCACCCCAGCAGUUCCAGGGCGGCAGGGGCGGCCGCGGCGGCAGGGGCGGCCAGCAGAUGGGUGGCUUUUCGCCGCAGCAGCAGGCGGCGAUGGCCGCCGCCGCCGCUCACGCGGCGCACGCCGCCGCGAGCGCGGGGGUUCCCCCGCCUCCCGCGGCCCCCGCGCCUCCGCCCGCCGAGUCCGCGUAA